Messenger RNA from Drosophila takahashii, 467 nucleotides. RefSeq lists its product as uncharacterized. Lineage: Eukaryota; Metazoa; Arthropoda; Insecta; Diptera; Drosophilidae. The record is from RefSeq and is a predicted model, not a curated record.
UAGCAAGCCUUGAACUACAAAUCAGAAUUUUUGUUUUCACUAAAAACAAGAAGCAGAAAAUAUUUUCAAAACCAAUCCAUAGAUCGCAAAUAAAUUAACACAUUUAAAAAAUGGCCGAUGGACAAAAUUUUACCAUGGCUCCUUUUCCACCGGAAGCCAUAGAGUAUUCAAGUACUGAGGGGGAGCCCAAGAUCUCUUGCGGUGAAAUCGCUAUGCCAAGUGUCCUUGUAUCGGCCAUUAUGAUCUUGGGACAAAUAAUGUGGCUUAAACUAAGCGCCAAGUGGGAAAAUUUGAGAGAAGGCGAUCUGCAGAGAAAUCCUGUGAAACUUCUGGAAGGAAAGACAACUCGUGACAGGAGUAGCAAAUAUAACCAUAGACUUUCAGGUUAAUUUGGUUCCCCUGUCUCAAAUAGUCUAUUAAUUUUAAGGCUUAAUUUGGAUCUAUAAAACCCAACUGCUGAGAAACGA